Molecule: messenger RNA, 1337 nt
Organism: Astyanax mexicanus (Mexican tetra)
Lineage: Eukaryota; Metazoa; Chordata; Actinopteri; Characiformes; Acestrorhamphidae
Product: BRCA2 and CDKN1A interacting protein
Exons: 7
Coding region: 84-974 (296 amino acids)
Cellular component (GO): nucleus
Source: RefSeq, a predicted model, not a curated record
CGCGCGGUUUCCUGCCCCUUUAAACCGCGUGUCCGCGGAGCGCGCGGUACUCCUCAGCGGGCUGGAGCUGCGCGAGUGGCGGCAUGGCCUCAUUUGCGAAGCGGCGCGCGGUAGGAGCGGGAGAGGAGCCGGAGGAGGAGCGGGAUUCCGGGGAGAGCGGAGAGGAGGAGAGCGGGGAGUCGGAGGAGGAGGAGGAGAUUAAUGAGGAGGUUGUUGUGGAUUUUGAAGCUCACACUAUAUCUGAUAACGAUUUUAAUGGGGUUAAGAAGUUGAUGCAGCAGCUUUUCCUGAAGGCACAUGUCAACACCUCUGAGCUGACAGACCUCAUUAUCCAGCAGAAUCACAUUGGCAGUGUGAUCAGGCAAGCCGAGGUGCCGGACGACAGCGACGAUGAGGAUCCAGAUGAGGUGUUUGGAUUCAUCAGCAUCGUCAAUCUGACGGAGAGGAAGGGGCUGGAGUGUGUGGAGCAGGUGAAGGAGCUGGUGUUGGGUCAGUGUGAGAAGCUCUGCCCGGCCGCUGUGUUGGAGCAGUUUGAGAAAGUUCUGCACGAUUCGUCUCAGGCUGUCGGGCUGCUGCUCAGCGAACGCUUCAUCAACGUCCCGCCGCAGAUCGCCCUGCCUCUCUACAAACAGCUACUUGAUGAGCUGGCCGAGGCUCAGAGGACCAAUAAACCCAGUGGAAGAUGCCACUACUGUCUCCUCAUCAGUAAAACGUGUCAGGAGGUCAGGAGGAGUGUUCCUGCUCGAGGUCCUCCUAAAGAGGAGCUUCUGUUUGUUAACGCAGAGGAGGAGUUCUUUUAUGAGCAAGCUGUGGCCAAGUUUAACUACUCGGUCCAGGAGGAGGCGGAUUCAUGUCUCUCGGGACGAUGGUCGUUCGAUGAUGUUCCCAUGAAGCCCCUGCGGACGGUCUCUCUGAUACCCAUGGACAGAAUGCCAGUGAUUUUAGACAAGCUGAAGGAGUACCUCACUGUCUGAACACACGUCCGGCGUCUUCCUCAUCUGUUCCAUUCUUAUUGACGCUUUAGUUUCUGUGAUCAACUAUAAAAUAUAAAAUCAAGUCAAUAAGGACCUCAAACCUUGAAGGAUUACCAAAAGUUCCAAUUAAUCAAUUUAUUUAUCUUUUUUUAAUUGUACUUUUAGUUAUACGUUUCUUCCUUUCUAAAGUCUAUAAAUUCAGUUUUUUUUGCAGCAAUCUUGUUUAUAUAAAUAAGAUGUAAUCCUGAUACAGUCUGGCCUACAGUAUGCACACCCCUGAGUAAACUGAUUUGGCUGAAGAAAGUCUGUGUUGUACAUAAUCUUCUCCAAUAAGCCACAAAAUAAACCUCUUUUUUCAAAGAA